GAACUCCAAGAUCGGGCCUAUCGCAGGCCCAAACCAGUCUUCGGACAGAUUUACCUACUAACCAUGGUUAACUGAACGACACACCCCGCCUUAACCAGAGUACACUUCACAAUCAUCACUCACCAAAUCACUAGGGAGAACGAACCAAACUCGGUGGUGAGUCCAUCUUCCACAAAACCCAGAAGCAGAACUUUCAGGAAAUCUUUGAUGCGAAUUCAAUUAUCUUCUUCACCCUCCGAAUUACAGCAGAAAUGGCUACACCGUUUCUGGCUGGGCUUGCAGUAGCUGCUGCUGCUCUUGCUGGUAGAUAUGGUAUCCAGGCUUGGCAAGCAUUCAAGACUCGACCACCAAAACCUAGGGUUCGUAGGUUUUAUGAUGGUGGUUUUCAGUCUACUAUGACCAAAAGGGAAGCAGCUCUUAUCCUUGGCAUCAGGGAGAAUGCGGCACCAAACAAGGUCAAGGAAGCGCAUAGAAGGGUAAUGGUUGCAAACCAUCCUGAUGCGGGGGGUAGCCAUUACCUCGCUUCGAAAAUAAACGAAGCUAAAGAUGUGAUGCUUGGAAAGACGAAGGGCAGCGGCUCUGCUUUCUGAUUUGCUUGAACACCUCUUAACUGUUUCCAUUGCCGAUCCAUUAUGCCAUGGUUGGUGGAUGAUGAUGACCUUGAAGAGUAACUACCGCAACAGAGUUUUCCAGACGAGAUGGAAUUUAAGCUCUAACCAUGUUCUUUACCGUCAAAAGCUGUGAUGAAAUUAAAAGUUUUGCGUUUUGUUACUGUUUUCGGGAAACAGAAAUUAGAUCUUGUUCUGGCGUUGAUGGCUAUAGCAAUCAAUGUUAUGUACAAUAUAAGCAUUGCAGUCUUUGACGUCGUGCGAAUGCAUCGACUGCUGUAGACAUAAUUGGCCUUAGAGAAAGGAUCGGCGUUGCUGCUAACUGCAACUCUCCUUACCGUGUUUCCUUCUUACCGAUUGUUUAUAUACCUUUUUUGUCAA
This is a messenger RNA of Rhododendron vialii, 989 nucleotides long. Its product is annotated as mitochondrial import inner membrane translocase subunit TIM14-1. Gene Ontology annotation, cellular component: PAM complex, Tim23 associated import motor. Gene Ontology annotation, molecular function: ATPase activator activity. The record is from RefSeq and is a predicted model, not a curated record. The transcript has 3 exons. Gene Ontology annotation, biological process: protein import into mitochondrial matrix. Lineage: Eukaryota; Viridiplantae; Streptophyta; Magnoliopsida; Ericales; Ericaceae. Bases 252 to 590 code for a protein of 112 amino acids.